AGGGCGCUCACCGAGCCGCGCCGCUCCAGGGCCUACAACCCCGCCGACUACGACUACCUGCCCGUGUCCGGCGAGGUCAAGGAGCUCUUCGAGUACAUUCGGAGGUACACCCCCCAAGCGAUAGAGCUCGAGCACAAGCUGCAGCCCUUCAUUCCCGACUUCAUCCCCGCGGUCGGAGACAUCGAUGCGUUUCUAAAGGUGCCGCGUCCGGACGGCAGCCCCGACAACCUGGGCCUGCUGGUGCUCGACGAGCCCUCCACGAAGCAGUCGGAUCCCACGGUGCUCUCCCUGUGGCUCACGGAGGACUCCAAGCAGCACAACAUCGCCCAGCAGGUCAAGGUGAAGAGCAUAGAGAACGCAGAGAAGAACCCCAAGGCUAUCGACAGCUGGAUCGAAAGCAUCGCCGAGCUGCAUCGCUGCAAGCCGCCCGCCACCGUGCACUACAGCAGGGCAACCCGAGGCUCUGGGUGUCUCCUGGCCACCCUGGUCUCACAGAGGAAGUUGGGCUCGUGUUUUCAGAGGCUGCCUGUGUUCCAGUUAUUGAAAACUACACCUUUGUGCUGGUGGGUUCUUUUCCCGCAGCACUUCAAGUCUCUGGCGGAGGGGAAGGCGGCCAGGAGCCCCCCGUCCCACGCAGCUUCCCAGGCGGCAGAGGCAGAAGUGCUCAGCUUUACGUGA
Messenger RNA from Tinamus guttatus (white-throated tinamou), 678 nucleotides. The record is from RefSeq and is a predicted model, not a curated record. Lineage: Eukaryota; Metazoa; Chordata; Aves; Tinamiformes; Tinamidae.